AUUUAGUGCGCGUGCGUGAAAAAUUGUAUAGAAUCUGGCACAUUUCUAUAAUUCAAGAGUCUGAAGAACUAAUAGCGAAAUACUGUAGGUUUAAAGGAAUCGGACGUGUAUGGUAUCUUUUUUGUAGGAAAUGCUAAUGAAUUUUAUUGUACAAUUCAUGUUGUUAAGUUGAGGAGGUAUAGAAAUGUCGCGUUCAAAAUCUGAAAAGAUCGGAAACGGUGGUAAAUGUGAAUUAAGCGUUUGGACACGUGCGAUAACAGCGAACUCCGAAUGGCCGGAUAAAGAAGAAUUCCUUGAUGUUAUAUACUGGGCUAGACAAGCUAUUGGAAUUAUAGUUGGUAUAGGAUGGGGUCUUAUACCUUUAAAAGGUUUCAUAGCUCUCUUAUUAUUUGUACUAGUUAAUGCAGGUGUCACAUACCUGUACUUUAGUAACUUUCAACAAAUAGAUGAAGAAGAAUUCGGUGGUGUAUGGGAAUUAACUAAAGAAGGUUUUAUGACAUCAUUUGCUGGGUUUCUGGUUACUUGGAUUAUUAUAUAUACAGGACUGCAUUUUGACUGAUAAUUUCUGUAAUAUGUCAAUGAUGACUUGACUGACACAGAC
Messenger RNA from Dufourea novaeangliae, 601 nucleotides. RefSeq lists its product as uncharacterized. Gene Ontology annotation, biological process: mitochondrial respirasome assembly. The record is from RefSeq and is a predicted model, not a curated record. The transcript is spliced from 4 exons. Lineage: Eukaryota; Metazoa; Arthropoda; Insecta; Hymenoptera; Halictidae. Bases 185 to 559 code for a protein of 124 amino acids.